UGGUGGCCAGCUAGUCAUCUGUCAACAUAAUGUUAUAAUGACCAAAUACAACCAGAAAUAGCUGCUCAUUCUUAUCUGUGAAAGGUAGUUCCCCAAAAUCUGAUUUGGAUUGUGUGACGGUUUGUACAGCUCAAACUGCACUAGAGUCAAGCAUGUUUCUCCGGUCCAGUUAUGAGAUUUAUGGCAAGUUGCCCGGACCAAUAUGGCGGCGAUAUUGACGUACGAUCCAGCGGCCAAUGCGGCGAGUUGCCGGCUUUUGUUGUGAGCAUGCGCGGCAAGUGUACUUCCUGGAUCAACUGAGCCAUAAAGAUAUCUGAAGUGUCUUGUAAUAAAUGUACAUUGGAAUUAUUAUAUUGCUGAAUUAUCUAACAUAUCACAGCUUCAUGCUUACUUUCCUGCUUAAAGCCAUUUUCUGCACAGCAUACCUGUCUCCGAUCAACAGCCAUGACUUCAAUAAGCGGGAAAUGUCUCAUUACAGAGACAGAAUAAAGUCCAUGUUUUACCAUGCCUACAACAACUACUUGGAGAAUGCAUAUCCAUAUGAUGAGCUCCGGCCAUUGACAUGUGAUGGACAGGACACAUGGGGCAGUUUUUCACUUACUCUUAUUGAUGCCCUGGAUACCUUGCUGAUACUGGGGAAUCACACAGAGUUUCAACGGGUGGCUGCUCUUCUUCAGGACAGUGUGAAUUUUGACAUUGAUGUAAAUGCCUCAGUGUUUGAGACAAACAUACGAGUGGUUGGUGGUCUACUCUCAGCUCACCUUUUGUCCAAGCAGGCUGGGAUCACUGUAGAGGAGGGCUGGCCAUGCGCCGGUCCUCUGCUCCGCUUGGCUGAGGAUGCAGCACGCAAACUUCUCCCAGCAUUCCACACACCCACUGGUAUGCCCUAUGGCACAGUGAACCUGCUGAGGGGUGUCAAUCCCACUGAGACUCCCAUUACCUGCACAGCUGGUGUGGGCACAUUCAUCCUGGAGUUUUCCACCCUGAGCCAUCUCACUGGAGAUCCUGUGUUUGAAGAUGUGGCCCGAAAGGCUCUCGUUGCCCUCUGGAAAACCCGGUCGGAUAUUGGCCUGGUUGGGAACCACAUUGAUGUCAUUACCUCAAAAUGGGUUGCUCAAGAUGCAGGCAUCGGGGCAGGGAUUGAUUCAUACUUUGAAUACUUAUUAAAGGGUGCGAUCAUGCUGCAAGAUGAGGAACUUCUGAACAUGUUUCAUGAGUUUGAUAAGUCCAUAAAGAACUACACUAAGUUUGAUGACUGGUACUUAUGGGUGCAAAUGCAAAAAGGUAUCGUUUCCAUGCCUAUAUUUCAAUCUCUGGAGGCGUUCUGGCCUGGUCUGCAGAGCCUUGUAGGGGAUAUUGAGAGUGCAACAAGGACCUUCCAUAACUACUGUACAGUGUGGCGUCAGUUUGGUGGCCUUCCAGAGUUCUACAGCAUACCUCAGAGCUAUACUGUGGACAAGCGAGAAGGAUAUCCUCUACGACCAGAGUUGAUUGAGAGUGCAAUGUACUUGUAUAAGGCUACAGGUAAUCCAACAUUUCUGCAGCUAGGCCGGGAUGCAGUAGAGUCCAUAGAGAAGAUGAGCCAUGUUAAAUGCGGAUUUGCAAGUGUAAAGGAUGUAAGAGAUCACAAGCUGGACAACCGGAUGGAGUCGUUCUUCUUGGCUGAAACUAUCAAGUACCUUUACCUGCUGUUUGAUCCUGACAACUUUAUUCACAACACAGGCACAACAUUUGAGCUGGGUGGGGCACAUGGGGACUGCAUUCUGGGGGCAGGGGGUUAUAUCUUUAAUACAGAGGCACAUCCACUUGAUCCGGCUGCUUUGCAUUGCUGCAGCAAGGACCAAGAUGAGCGUUCAGAGCUACAGGACAUCCUUCUGAGCUUAACAGAGUGCUAUAAGCCUUCCAUGGACCAAUCAGAGGCUUGGGGAGACAGAAAUUCAGAAAGAUUAAGUCCUAGAGAAAGAAGAAAAGCAUUUCGGCUGUCCUGCCCAAUGCAAAGUUUCAGCGCUCGAUUUGCACUCCUGGGUCAAGUCUUUUCUGACAGCACAUGAGCAGAAAUUGUUCUAAGAUUAAGAUGUAGAAUAUAAUUUUUUUUUAUACAGUCACUGAAAAUAUGUGGAAAUUUCCUACCUUAAAUGUAAAACUGAAAUAUGUGUGGCACCCCAGGAAAACUUGUUGGACGUCACUGAGGAUGAAUAAAAUUUAUAAAUAAAUAAUAAUUAAAAUGCAUAAGUACAAUAAAGGAAUAAAAUAAUUGUGUUAUGCAGUUUUGUGUUUUAAAAAAAUUCCAAAUAAUACCAGCAAGUAAUGACAUCAUGUUUCUAACUAGUUAAGGUACAAUGGAAGAGAAAUUGAAUUGAAGAGAAAGUGACCAGAAGCUAUGUAGUGUAGAAAAUCUCCACUGCUAGUAAACUUAGCAAAUAUGACCAGCACACACAAAAUAUGGUUUCUUUUUUAGCCAGCAAGCAUGGCCAUGGAGAUGCUCACGAACGAGGCUUUAAAGUCAUCUAAACGUGUGUAUAUACUCAUUGAAGCUAUUACCUAAAUCACCACAUACACACACACACAUAUAUAUUUAUCAAAAAUAUCCUCUCACAUUCAACAAUUGAGACACAAACUGAACAAGUUUCACAGACAUUUGAUGAACAGAAAUUGAAUAAUGAGUCCCUGAACAAAGGGUGGGGGUCAAUAUCAAAUGUAACAGUCAGUAUCUGGUGUGGCCACCAGCUGCUUUAAGUCCUACAGAGCAUUUCAUCCUCAUGGACUGCACCAGAUUUGUCCAGUUCUUGCUGUGAGAUGUUACCCCACUCUUCCACCAAGGCAUUUGCAAGUUCUCGAUCAUGUCUGGGGCGGACACAUGGUUACAUGUAAUUUUCCACUGCAAGGACGAUCAGCUGUCCUUCCACUCUCCCUGUAGCACUGUCUUAAGGUGCAUUCACACAUAUAGCAACUUGCAGCGACAAAGCGAAUGGAGACAAGUGUUGGUAAGGUUUCUUUGGAAAUGUACUAGGUUACAGAUUACAAGUUACCCUAUUUAAAAUGUAAUAA
Molecule: messenger RNA, 3048 nt
Organism: Ictalurus furcatus (blue catfish)
Lineage: Eukaryota; Metazoa; Chordata; Actinopteri; Siluriformes; Ictaluridae
Gene: edem2
Product: ER degradation enhancer, mannosidase alpha-like 2
Exons: 11
Coding region: 333-2051 (572 amino acids)
Biological process (GO): endoplasmic reticulum mannose trimming; mannose trimming involved in glycoprotein ERAD pathway; carbohydrate metabolic process
Cellular component (GO): membrane; endoplasmic reticulum
Molecular function (GO): mannosyl-oligosaccharide 1,2-alpha-mannosidase activity; calcium ion binding
Source: RefSeq, a predicted model, not a curated record